Microcebus murinus (gray mouse lemur) is the source of this 1794-nucleotide messenger RNA. RefSeq names its product olfactory receptor 10X1-like. The record is from RefSeq and is a predicted model, not a curated record. Gene Ontology annotation, cellular component: membrane. Gene Ontology annotation, biological process: G protein-coupled receptor signaling pathway. Lineage: Eukaryota; Metazoa; Chordata; Mammalia; Primates; Cheirogaleidae. Gene Ontology annotation, molecular function: G protein-coupled receptor activity; olfactory receptor activity.
AGGUCAAAUAGUUAAGGGAGAGGAUUAUAAAAAAUAUAGAGGUCAUUGAAAUUUGUUCAUACAGUGGGUUACAUUAUGACACCAGAUCUCAUUUAAAUCUUCUAUUUUAUCUGACAUCCUCUAACGCCACUCCUGUAGGGAAAAGUGGCAGUGCCAACUUUUUAAUAUCUGAUUACUAUAAUAGAAGUCCAGGUUCCCCAUUCAGCUUCUGUUGACACCUAGCAUGGGAAAGAACCCUCUUUACAGCUAGGCUAGAUGGAAUUUCCAGCUCCUCACUAUUUUUCUGCAUACACCAGUCUGUCCACCCUGGGAUGGUGCUUUCUUGCAGCUCUGACAGCAAGCACUGACACUGCUGAGAAACCAUCAUUCCCUCUGGGAAGUGGUAAAAGUCCUGGCUCUCCACUAGGAGUCCUCUGGCACCUUCCUAGUGUGGGGAGUGGGAGGGGAUCAUUCCUUCUAAGUGAGAGUGGAAAUCCCAGUUUCCCAUGCGGUCUCCGCAGACACCUCAGGGAGGGACUAGAGGGCAGCUCAUUACCAGCCUGCAGAGAUCCAUGCUCUGGAACCAGCCUUUGAUGACACCACCCCAGAGAGGACAUUGAGGCACACCGUUACAGCCCUAGGUGAACAAAGUAUGCUUCCAACAACAACGUGAAGACUGUCUUUGGAAGAAUAUAUUACAACUGUGACAGUGUAUUGGCUUUGGAUCCUGGUAAAAUACACAAGACAUGCAAACAAUGAAGAUCAACCAGACUAUCCUGAAGGAAUUCAUUCUCGUUGGCUUCUCUAUGUACCCAAAUGUACAGACAUUCCUCUUUGUGGUCUUCUUUUGCCUCUACCUUCUCACCCUUGCAGGUAAUCUCACCAUCAUGGGUCUAACCUGGGUGGACAGGUCUCUCCACACGCCUAUGUACCUCUUCCUUAGUGCACUCUCUUUCUCCGAGACCUGCUACACGUUGGCUAUCAUCCCUAAGAUGCUGGAAGAUCUGCUGGCUAAGAACAGAAGCAUUUCAGUCGUGGGUUGUGGCUUACAGAUGUGUUUCUUCCUGGGACUUGGUGGCACAAACUGUAUCAUCCUCACUUUGAUGGGAUAUGACCGCUUCCUGGCCAUCUUUAACCCUCUAAGAUACCCACUGGUUAUGACCAACAUUGUGUGUGGACAACUUGUGGCUUCUGCCUGGGCUGGAGGCUUCUUCAUCUCUCUGAUAGAGAUUGCACUGAUAUUCAGGGGCUCUUUCUGCAGCCCCAACCUCAUCAAACACUUCUUCUGCCAUAUGCGGGCAGUUGUCAGGCUGUCCUGUAUAGACAGCGACCUCAUAGAGUUCAUUGUGAGAAUGAUCCCAGUGUCGGGCUUGCUGGGUACCUUUCUCCUCAUUAUCCUGACUUAUGUUUUCAUUCUUUCCACUGUUCUCAGGAUCCCUUCGGCCGAGGGCAAGCAGAAGGCAUUCUCCACCUGCACCUCCCACCUCACAGUGGUCAUCAUCCACUUUGGUUUCGCAUCUAUUGUUUAUUUGAAGCCAGAAGCCUCAGGGGGAGAUGACACACUCAUAGCAGUCCCUUACACUAUCAUCACCCCUUUACUCAGCCCCGUCACAUUCAGCCUCAGGAAUAAGGACAUGAAGAAUGCUUUUAGAAAGAUGAUGGGAAAGACACUGGCCUUGAAAAAAUAAUCUUGCACUAUUGCUACUGGGUUGAAGCAUGGGUCAUUGUCCCCAGAAUUCCGUGGGCCAUUUAUCCUGUGACCUCUGGAAGAGCCUAUACCAUUUGCCUUUAUUCAGAGAUUGGGAUAUGCGGGGA